Molecule: messenger RNA, 921 nt
Organism: Ornithorhynchus anatinus (platypus)
Lineage: Eukaryota; Metazoa; Chordata; Mammalia; Monotremata; Ornithorhynchidae
Gene: CRYGS
Product: crystallin gamma S
Exons: 4
Coding region: 1-801 (266 amino acids)
Biological process (GO): visual perception; lens development in camera-type eye
Molecular function (GO): structural constituent of eye lens
Source: RefSeq, a predicted model, not a curated record
AUGCGUCCUAAGCAAAGAUCACACAUUCUGGCCCCCCGCGACGUGAACGGAUCCCACGGUGUUGAGGCCAACAACCUGUGCGUAGGUAAAGUGGAGCUUUUUGCUGGGUUGGAGGUGGCAUCCCGAAUCCGGACUGAAUCCGGAGGGCCUGAACUAUAUACCUCCACUCUGACCUCGUCUCUCAGCCCAACCGGGGAAAUACCUAAAGAGGACCUUCCCGACAGAACCGAACCAUCCGGACGUCCGUUCGGGAGGGAAGCACGUCCUCCUCUCUGUGUGUUUCAGAUCACCUUCUACGAGGACAAGAACUUCCAGGGCCGCCGCUACGAGUGCGACUGCGACAGCGCGGAUUUUCACACCUACCUGAGCCGCUGCAACUCCAUCCGGGUGGACGGGGGUGCCUGGGUGGUCUACGAGAGGCCCAACUUCGCCGGGGCCAUGUACGUUCUGACGCGGGGCGAGUACCCGGACUACCAGCGCUGGAUGGGGCUCAGUGACCGCCUCGGCUCCUGCAAAGCCAUCCAUCUGUCGAGCGGAGGCCAGUACAAGAUCCAGAUCUUCGAGAAGAGCGACUUCGGCGGCCAGAUGUUCGAGGCCACGGAGGACUGCCCCUCCGUCCUGGAGCAGUUUCACCUCCGCGAGAUCCACUCCUGCAAGGUGCCCGAAGGAGUCUGGGUGUUCUACGAGCAACCCAACUACCGCGGCCGCCAGUACCUCCUGGACAAGGAGGACUACCGGAAACCCGUCGACUGGGCCGCCGCCGGCCCCACCGUCCAGUCCUUCCGCCGCGUCGUGGAGUGAGGGCAGGGGCGGCAGGAGCCGGAGGAGGAGGAGGAGCUUACGGCUUCUCGGUCGGGGUUAACCUGCCCUCGGCCCCGUGACCCCGAUCUCCCCCACCAAUAAAGCGACUGGCGAGCGCAA